GCCAGAAGCGAGCACCUAAGCGGGGAGAACAGCAAGGAUUCAAUAACAGAGGAGCAGAGGUGAAACAAGACAAAACUGAAUGGAGACCGUCUUUCCGGGAAUACCGUUCCUAUGAAACAGAAAGACAAGUGGAAUUCACAGUGGAAAGAAAUCUUCUUUCUAGACCAAUUGAAAGAUUAGACCGUGAAAGGCCAUUAAGAGGUCGUGGCGGAGGCAGAGGUGGAAUGCGAGGUAGAGGAAGAGGUGGUGGAAUAAAUAGAAGUUUUGAUGGCUUUGACCAAAGAGGAAAACGGGAAUUUGAAAGACAAAGUGGGAGUGAUAAAAUUGGGAUGGAACAGACUGCUCCUAUGGAAGAGACUGCAGAAACAGCUGAGCAGCCAGGGGCAUCUGAAGGAGAGCCUCUGAACAAAGUUGCUGAAGGAGAGCCAAUGGAAGAAGUAGUUCAAGAAAUGACGUUAGAUGAGUGGAAAAAUCUUCAGCAACAGAAUCGACCAAAGCCUGAAUUCAACAUCCGGAAGCCAGAAUCCACUGUUCCUUCCAAAGCAGUGGUGAUUCACAAGUCAAAAUAUAGCGAUGAU
Pelecanus crispus (Dalmatian pelican) is the source of this 578-nucleotide messenger RNA. The record is from RefSeq and is a predicted model, not a curated record. Lineage: Eukaryota; Metazoa; Chordata; Aves; Pelecaniformes; Pelecanidae.